UCGCUUUUCCUUCUACUCUGUGACAGAGCGCUGCGUGCGUAGUGCAGGCAAGAACCCGGACCAGGCGCAGCUGACGCUUCAGUUCUUCACAUAGCUCGCGCUUCUUUUUCUUUUAGUUACGAAGAGGGCGCGUGACUAACGAGUUUUCCCUUUUUCCUUUCUUUCUUUCUUCCGUGCAUUUCUCUGCGUCGUGAUCAUUUUGGAAUGAACCGCUUUCUGACCGCCGUUGUUUCCAUGCCAGCAUGGGAACUGCCGUGUCCAAGAGGAGGAAUCUGAGGAAUGAUGCUAUUUCAUCGGUGGCAGCAAAAGUUAGAGCAGCCCGAGCAUUUGGAGAGUACCUUCACGCUCACCCUGAGAGCCGAAACGGAUCAGAUCACUUAUUGUCCGACACCCUCAUUGGCCACGACUCGGACUCGCCGGAUAGUGUCCAGAACAACAACCACCAGCACAGCUUCUCUCUUCAGGACUCAAACAGCAGCACCGAACCCAAUCUGAUCGACCCUACGUUGCGCCUGCUGCAGCCUUCAGCCGUCCCGUCUACCUGCUCUGAGAGCCGUCUGUCUCUAGAGCGCAGCUUCUCAGUCGAGGAGGAGCAGCAGAAGUGCGUGGAGUGCUCGCUGCAGCCAUCACGCGUCUACACCAUCAGCGGCGAGAACGCCAUGCUGGCCGGCAGCCGUACCAGCAAGGAGAGCUUGGAGCUGGAUGUGCUGAGGGAGGCACGGGACGCCCCGUCUGCCUCCCAGACCCUCGCCCAGGCCUCCACCUCUUCCUCACCCAUCCAGCAUCACCACCACCAUCACCAUAGCACCACAGGGCCGAAUUUACAGCAACCUGCAGGCGGAGCGAUGGGAAAUGCAGGAGCGGGUCCAUCGCAGCACCAACACCACCACCACCACCAUCACCAUCACCACCUCUCUCAGCCCCUGCAGAGUUCUGUCAGCGCCCAUAACAUCCGCGGCUGGGGCGAGGGCAAAGAGUGUGGCCUGGCGUGCGACUUGUGUGCCGGAGCACCGUCGCGCAGUCACGGCUCGCUAGAACUGGAGAGCAGCGUGCGAGAGCCAGGCAAGCAGCGCCACCCACUAGAGCGCAUGAGCAGUGUGGACCGCGUGACUUUUAUAGACAGAGAAGACAACCAGUGGUACCCCAAAGAGAACAUGUUCAGCUUCCAGACUGCUACCACCACCAUGCAGGCGAUAUCAAAUUUCCGGAAGCACCUUCGAAUGGUGGGCAGCAGAAGAAUGAAAGCACAGACCUUUGCAGAGCGCAGGGCGAAGAGCUUCAACCGCUCCUGGAGCGACCCGACCCCGGUCAAGCAAGACUCGCUACCCGACUCAAAAGACUGUGGAGAUCUGCAGGUGCCGUCUGCCGCACCAGAUGAAGGAGGCUGUAAUGACACGGGCUGGGAAGAGGAGAAAGAAAUGGAAAGACUAGCUUGUGAAAGCGAUGACUUCAUCCCUCCUAAAGUCAUGUUGAUAUCAUCGAAAGUUCCCAAGGCGGAGUAUGUCCCCAACAUUAUUCGCAGAGAUGACCCUUCCAUUAUCCCCAUACUUUAUGAUCAUGAGCAUGCUACAUUCGAUGAUAUUUUGGAGGAGAUUGAGAAAAGACUGACUUCCUAUAGGAGAGGAUGCAAGAUCUGGCGGAUGCUCAUCUUCUGUCAGGGUGGACCAGGGCAUCUGUAUCUACUGAAGAAUAAAGUGGCCACGUUUGCCAAGGUGGAGAAAGAGGAGGACAUGAGCCAGUUUUGGAAAAGGCUAAGCAGAUUUAUGAGUAAAGUAAACCCAGAGCCUAACCUGAUCCAUGUCAUGGGCUGCUAUGUGCUGGGGAAUCCAAAUGGAGAAAAGCUGUUCCAGAAGCUGAAGAACCUGAUGAGGCCUUAUUCAGUCACCUUUGAGUCACCGCUGGAGCUAUCUGCACAGGGAAAGGAAAUGAUCGAAAUGUAUUUUGACUUCCGCCUCUACCGAUUAUGGAAGACGCGACAGCACUCAAAGCUCUUGGACUAUGAGGAUCUGUGACCCAGAGAUCCUGAGAGCGUGGGUCCUAGCAGACAGAACUCUCCCUCGCCCCCUUCCUGUGAAACACCACAUCCCACUAGCUCUCAUUUAACAGGAACAGGACAUCGUGCCACUGGUAUCUGAGAGUUAUUAUGUAUUCCGACUCCUCACUCGAGACCAUGAGACACGAGUGUGGCAGAUGGGUUCAGGGCUGAAGACCGAGACGAGAGGGGACGUGUGCCAAGGACAGCAUUUCAUGUCAGAGUAAAGAAAGUGAAAUCUCUCCUUGGUGGCAGUGUAGAAGAAUGGAGGCUGACUGUUCAGUGUUUUCUGUCACAUAUCUAUUUCACCAAGGCUCUCUCCGUUGAAGAGUAUCGUGCUUAUUUAAAAAAAGAAGAAGAAAAAGAAGUCUUAUGUCUAACGUCAGGCUGUUUUUCGAACUUUUUGUUUUUCGAAAAUACAAUUGAGACAUGAGAAGAAAUCAUACUGGUAAUAUAUGGAUAUGCAUAUACAUCUUGUUAAUAUAUUAUGUAGCCAUAGUCAUGCCAAUAACCCAAAUGUCAGUGCUCCAUAAUUUAUAUAAUGUUGUUUAUUGUCGUGGUCUUUUUAAUGACGUCCUUUGAAUAACUCAGGUUUUAGCCACUAAUGAAUAUGUCCAUUAAACCUCUGUCCAGAUGUGA
This is a messenger RNA of Hemibagrus wyckioides, 2671 nucleotides long. It is a transcript of the gene nsmfa, whose product is annotated as NMDA receptor synaptonuclear signaling and neuronal migration factor a. The transcript has 15 exons. NCBI's taxonomy places the organism in Eukaryota, Metazoa, Chordata, Actinopteri, Siluriformes, Bagridae. The record is from RefSeq and is a predicted model, not a curated record. Gene Ontology annotation, biological process: positive regulation of neuron migration; regulation of neuronal synaptic plasticity. Gene Ontology annotation, cellular component: nucleus; cytoplasm. Bases 243 to 2012 code for a protein of 589 amino acids.